Messenger RNA from Linum tenue, 2353 nucleotides. Lineage: Eukaryota; Viridiplantae; Streptophyta; Magnoliopsida; Malpighiales; Linaceae. The record is from the annotation of a GenBank genome assembly.
CACACACUCUAAAACACUACAGUCUAGAGGUGGUAGCCUAGCCCACCCAAAUCACACUGUCACCACCAAAGAGGCUCCCUCGCCUUCUUCACUCAACCAUAUAGCGCUGAGUCUGACGACGCUCUCUAACCAUUUACCGUAGAAGAAGAAACACCCCGUGCCCGAGAAAACCGUCGCUCCCCCUUGCCGGCCGCCUACCCAGAAAUGCCGACGCCGCCCUAACUGGCCGCCGCUCCGGCGAGAGAUUCCCCUGAUCGGAAUAUCUUUGAAGCAGUUGGCGCAGUGGUGGUGGUGGUGGAGACUGUCUCGUCACUCGACCCCUAUCUCUCUGACACUCUCUGAUUCACCAUUAACUCUCUCUCUCUCUCGUCUACACUCUUCUUAACUAGAAACCCUCAAUUCCCCCACUCCAAUUCUCUGCUCCCCCGGGAAUCGGAAAAUGCUGACGUGUAUCGCUCGUCCCAAGCAAGCCGGGGAUGAGCCGGACGGCUCAUCCGCCGCCGCCGCCGCCGCCUCCAACAACAACGGCAGCGGUUCCAACGCCAAAAACAAUCAAGCAAUCAAAUCCCUCACAUCUCAGCUCCGGGACAUGGCGCUGAAGGCCUCGGGAGCAUACAAGCACUGCGCGCCGUGCACGACGGGGCCGACGACGACCGGCAAUCACCAGAGCCGGUUCAAGACGACGACGACGGCGGACUGGGAGGCGGCGGAUUCGGAGCGGUUCCGGUGGUCGCUGAAGCGGACGGGGAGCUCGAGCUCGACGACGCCGCGGACGUGGGGGAAAGAGAUGGAAGCGCGGCUGAAGGUGAUAUCGAGCUCGAGCGGGGAAGCGACGCCGACGACGUCGGUGAACGGGAGCGGGCGGCGCGUGGAGCCGCCGAUCGUGUUCGUGGAAGAGAGCGAGCCGAAAGAAUGGGUGGCCCAGGUGGAGCCCGGCGUCCUGAUUACCUUCGUCUCGCUUCCCAGGGGAGGCAACGAUCUCAAGCGGAUACGUUUCAGAUUAUGGUUGUGUGAUGUUGAUAUGUACAUGAUAGUUACGAUUCGAGACACGUUCAACAAGUGGCAAGCUCAGAGAUGGUGGGCGGAGAACUUUGACAAGGUCAUGGAACUUUACAAUGUCCAAAGGCUUAGCCGUCAAGCUUUUCCUCUUCCAACACCCCCAAGAUCCGAGGACGAGCAGAGCUCAAAGAUGGAAUCAGCUGAAGACAGCCCAGUCACACCACCACUAAGCAAAGAGCGGCUGCCGCGUAACUUAUACCGCCCAACAGGAAUGGGAGUAGUAAGCUACUCGUCCUCGGACUCGCUCGACCAUCCUCAUCAUCCGAUGCAGAUCAGGCAGUACUCGGACUCCAUCGGUGGCCUCACUUCCACACCAAAGCUCUCCAGCAUAAGCGGGGCUGCCAAGACGGAGACAUCAACUUCAUCCAUGGAUGCAUCCAUGAGAAGAAGCAGCUCGUCGAGGGACGCGGAUCGCUCGGGGGAGUUGUCGAUCAGCAAUGCCAGUGAUAUGAUGGACAAUGAAUGGGUUGAGCAGGAUGAACCUGGCGUGUACAUCACAAUUCGAGCCUUGCCCGGUGGAAAGAGGGAGCUGAGACGAGUCAGAUUCAGCCGUGAGAAAUUUGGAGAGAUGCAUGCGAGACUAUGGUGGGAAGAGAACCGAGGUAGAAUACAUGAACAGUACUUAUAGAGUGGAGAGAAGAACUAAACCACAGUGAAAGCACAACGAGGGGAAGUCUUCGAAUGGUAAACCAGGCGGGUCUUUUUUUAACUUGGAGGUUCCAGAUUUGAAUUUCGAUUACAUCGAUCAAUGUUACAUGCUUCGUGGAAUCCUAUCGGAGCAUACCACUCUCUGAUAUCAGUACCUCAGCUGAUGAAAGAAUUUUCCUUACACAGAUCCUUCUGAAAACAGGUGCUUCCUGUUUGUCUCUCUUCUUCUUUUUUGUUUUUGUUUCUUGGGUUCAAAUGUUGAUAGGGGUAUUAGAACUGCUGCUUGGUAUAUGGUCUAUGUGUUGAUCAAGAAAAAAGAGCAAAGCCUUUUUAUCUUUUGUCCUGUAACGUUAUUUUACUUUUUACUGUUAUUUUACUAGUGGUGGGUAAUGAGUAUCAAUGGAAGAAGUUGGGUACAUGGUAUCUUUUCCUUUGACAUAAUCAGUUUUGACCAAUUUCUUCUGUUGCCUGACCCAAAUUAGGGCAAUCGAUUACAGGCGUGCUUGCUGUCUUUGUAACUGUUUGUGGUCGGCCUCUCUCCUUGACUUUGUUUCUAAACAAUCAAAUAAUAGCAGCAGGAUGAACCCUAAUUUCCUGCCUCCACUUCGCUGAUGAUGGGUGACGAAAAUUUGUGACUAAUUUGGUC